AUGAGGCGGGCGUCGGAGCGGGAGGAUCGAGACAAGGAGGACGCCCACCGGAGGCAGGAGCACGACGACUACCAGAAGCGCUACAACACAGCCGCGAGGAAGUGGGUGUCGUCCAUCAUCGCGCUGCCCAUCCUUCUGGUGACGAGCUACUACCUCUUUGACCGAUUGGCGCUUGGGCACGCCCAGAAAGUGAUGCCGAAGAAACCAGUGGCCGAGUCACUCGACGACAAAAAAGCAUGA
Messenger RNA from Purpureocillium lilacinum, 240 nucleotides. RefSeq lists its product as uncharacterized. NCBI's taxonomy places the organism in Eukaryota, Fungi, Ascomycota, Sordariomycetes, Hypocreales, Ophiocordycipitaceae. The record is from RefSeq and is a predicted model, not a curated record.